Calliphora vicina (urban bluebottle blowfly) is the source of this 2709-nucleotide messenger RNA. RefSeq names its product kelch-like protein 10 (gene klhl10). The record is from RefSeq and is a predicted model, not a curated record. Gene Ontology annotation, molecular function: protein binding. Lineage: Eukaryota; Metazoa; Arthropoda; Insecta; Diptera; Calliphoridae. Bases 269 to 2455 code for a protein of 728 amino acids. The transcript is spliced from 7 exons.
UUUUUUUUAUUUUAGUUCAGUUUUCAAUAUAGUUUAAGAAAUAAAAAAACAGCGUUCGUUGGCAUCAUACAAUUGCAUUAAACUAAAAGAAUUGCAGUUUAUAAAGUUUGUUUAAACAAAAACUAAAUUUUAAGUAUCAAAAAAAAAUUCCUUUCAACAAUAUUUAAAUCUUUAACGAAAUUAUAGUUGAAAUUCAAAAUUCUUUGUAUUUAUUAAAUUAAUAAUUUAUUAUUGAAAAUUUUAUGAACUCUUUAACAAUUUUGCAAUAAUGCAUCGAGCACGUGAUAAUGAUAUGAUUAACGAACAAAAUCCUGAUAAUUUUCAAGAGAACAAUGAUGAAGGUGUUGUAAUGCCUCAACUGGAUGUCGACGUUAUUGAUUAUGGUGAUGAGCAAACUGAUACUAUAGCCUCAAAAAUAUUAAAAACUUCGAUAAGUGAUCAGGCUUUAAAUACAUUAAAUGAUUUACGGUGCAAAAAUUUACUGUGUGAUGCUGUUAUAUCCGUACCUGAUGCCUGUUUCAAUGUACAUCGUGCUAUAAUGAGUUCAAGUAGUUCAUAUUUUAGAGCACAAUUUACAGGCUUUAAUUCGACGGAAGUGAAGAAUUUAACAGAAGAAACCCGUCAUGUUCAUAUACCUGGAAUGAGCGGGAGUAUUAUGGAACAAAUCAUUCAAUAUGCAUAUCUACGCAAAUGCACAAUAAAUGCCGAUAAUGUUCACGAGCUCUUGAUAUCAGCCGAUUAUGUUGGUAUUAUUGGUUUGGUAACGUUGUGCAAACAAUAUUUAGCACAAAUGCUAACACCGGAGAAUUGUGUCAGUAUAAUGGGGUUUGCCAGAUUUCGCUUUUUAGAUGAUUUAUAUGCCAAGGCCAGAAAUUACUUAUUACGUUAUUUCAUUGAAGUGGCUUCUAAAAAUAAAGAUAUCUAUGAAAUGCACUUAAACGAUUUCUAUGACAUUAUAAGUGAUGACGAGCUAAAUACACGUGAAGAAGACCAUGUUUGGAAAUUGUGCCUUAAAUGGAUCGACCAUGAUCCAGAAAAUCGCAAACAUCAUGUGGCCCAAUUAAUGCAGGGUGUGCGUUUAGGUUUAAUGACUCCCAAAUGCUUCAUGGAAGAAGUCAAGGAACAUCCAUAUGUUCUACAAAGUGAAGAGGCUAAACCCCUUAUUGUGGAAACAUUCAAGUUUAUGUAUGAUUUGGAUAUAAUGAAUCCCUCAUCGGGAGAGCUUACUACACCUCCCCUGGCUAUGCCACGUUUACCACACGAGGUUAUAUUUGCCAUAGGAGGUUGGAGUGGCGGCACCUCCAAGGGCUGCAUAGAGACCUAUGAUACCCGGGCGGAUCGAUGGGUUAAUAUACCGGCUGAUGAUCCGGCUGGACCGAGAGGCUAUCAUGGCACUGCAGUUAUAGGCUAUAAAAUUUACUUAAUUGGCGGUUACGAUGGUGUAGAAUAUUUCAAUACUUGUCGUGUAUUUGACGCAGUCAAGAAAACCUGGAAGGAGGUGGCUCCCAUGCAUUCUCGUCGCUGUUAUGUUAGUGUUGCAGAACUAAACGGUUUAAUUUAUGCCAUGGGUGGCUACGAUGGUCAUAAUCGUCUUAACACUGUCGAACGUUAUAAUCCUAAGACAAAUCAGUGGACCGUUAUAACACCUAUGAAUAUGCUGCGUUCUGACGCAAGCGCCUGUACACUCAAGGGAAAAAUUUAUGCAACGGGAGGCUUUAAUGGUCAAGAGUGCCUUGAUAGUGCCGAAUCCUAUGAUCCAAUUACUAACGUUUGGACACGCAUAUCCAAUAUGAAUCAUCGUCGUUCGGGAGUAUCAUGUGUAUCGUUUCGCGGACAAGUGUAUGUAAUUGGUGGUUUCAAUGGCACUGCUCGACUUUCGACCGGAGAGCGUUACGAUCCGGAAACACAAACAUGGUCGUUUAUACCCGAAAUGAAUCAUUCGCGUAGUAACUUCGGUUUAGAAAUAAUCGAUGACAUGAUAUUUGCAAUUGGUGGUUUUAAUGGUGUAUCGACGAUAUCGCAUACCGAGUGUUAUGUGCCCGAAACAGGCGAAUGGAUGGAGGCUACCGAUAUGAAUGUGGUGCGUUCAGCUUUGACGGCUAACAAUGUGGCCGGUUUGCCUAACAAAAGCGAUUAUAUACACAAAGAACGUGAUCGUUUGAUGGAAGAGCGACGUCAACGCUUGCUAGUCAGUGCUAUUGCUCGCGAAGAUAAUGUAACCACGUCGAAUAUGUCGGUAGAAACACAAGAUGCCUCAAUGGAUGAUUAUGACACACCCAACGAAGAUGCAGAUGACGAAGAGGAUGUACUUCAGGAUCUACCUCAAAUACAACAAGGACCACAGGGAUUAAAUGACUUAAAUAAUGACAACAAUAUUAAUGAACCAAAUAGACGUUUUCGUUUACAAAUGAGAAAUCAACGUCCUGGUUCACAUCACGAAAUAAGAAGACGGUAAUACAUACAAAAGUUGUCCUAAACUAAAAUAUUGAUAAAUAUAAGUAAUGCGUAAGAAAGGAAAACGUGUUAUUUAAUUUAAUAAAACUAAAUUAUUUUUUUAAAUUUUACUAUAACUAAACAUGAAUUGCCAACAAAGUAAAUUGAUUCAUAUAGAACAAAAUAUCGAAAGUUAAAAUUUUAGAAACAAAAUUAAAAAAUAUGUACAAUUUUUAUAAAAAACGAAAAAUUCAAAUUAAUAAACUGUGAAAAAUA